Messenger RNA from Cylas formicarius (sweet potato weevil), 1547 nucleotides. RefSeq lists its product as uncharacterized. The transcript is spliced from 2 exons. Bases 82 to 453 code for a protein of 123 amino acids. The record is from RefSeq and is a predicted model, not a curated record. NCBI's taxonomy places the organism in Eukaryota, Metazoa, Arthropoda, Insecta, Coleoptera, Brentidae.
UUAGUAUAUAUACAUGUACUUUUGCACGAUAGAUGCUGUUUUAGUACACAAAAGUAGGAAGAAAAAGGCUAAUAUUUCGAAAUGUAUUGCUUGGCAAUUUUCUUUGUUGCGAUUUUGUCUGUAUACUGCAAUCCGACUGUAUCACCCGAAGAAAAACUUACUCUUACCGCAGCUAGGCAGGAAAUCAUAGACGGAAACUGUACGAAUUUGAGCGAUGUUAAUUUGGUAAUGAGCGAUCAUGUUAAAAAAGCUGCGAUACCUUUCAUCGUCAGGGACGGUAAGACAUCAUGGUAUGGAGACCAGAAAAUUUUUUGUCUGAAGGUGGUAAAUUACCACGAUGAUGGAACUGUCGAGGUUACAGAAGGAGGAGUGAACCAUUCCUAUGUGACCAUCGAAAUGCAUUCGGCAAGGAGUCACGCGCUUGAAUUUCUGGUUUCUAUAUAUGCCAAAUAGAUGUUAACUCAUAUCCCUUGGUACAAUGCAGGAAAUUUAAUAAUAAUAAAGUCAGGACUGCACCUAUAAUUGUCUUAACCACACCUAGUCACGAUUUACUUUAUGCAAAUCAUACAGGAUGUUUUACGCUUGAUGGAGACCUGGAAGUAGAAAUUCGCUAAAAAUUUAGUCCCGUGGGUUUUUAAGUCUCCUUUAUAUAUUCAAAAGAUUUUCAGAGUCACAGUGUUGCUCCUUAUAUCGAAAAGUAGUAACAAGUUUGUUUUAUCUCUGCAUUGUCAGUCUGUCUACUUAUAUCUAUCUCUAGAAGUUUUGCAGAUUAUGAUUAUUUUAUUAUUUCAUUGCAAAUUGCAGUAAAAAUUUCUUUUUAAAUAUUCAACUAACCCGGCAAUAAGAAUUUACAUUGGGGUCUAUUUCAGCUGAAAAAUAUAUAAAAUAAUUAAUAUCUGGAAAACUGGAACUGGAAAAAUAAAAUAACAUACAGGUUGUUCCGUUGAUAAAAAAUAAAAGCUUUUGCUACGUUUCGAUAUAAAAGGCAACACUGGGGUACUGAAUAUAUGUAAGUCGGUUCUGUUCGCCAAAAACGUCUAAUGUUCCAUCAACUGUGAGAUAACCUCUAUUACACAAAACUUUUAUAGACGUAUUCUGGAAAUUAUAUUUGAGCUCCUUACAUAACUGCAAGGAUGAAAAAGAUCAUAAAAUGAAAUAUUUUCCAAAAAGUCUUUUGUUAAAAUGAGCCAAUCGAAUCAAAAAUAUGAUCAAAUUUUCGAAAGAACAAUAAAAUACUGAAUCAGUUAACGGAAGGACUAAACAACUAGCGUUAUGGUGCUAUCCUUUUCCAACAGUAAGUUACGGAAGUGCAACUUCAGUCAAAUCACCAUCUGUAUAUCUAUAUAUUAAUAGAAGGAAAAUGACAAUCUUUUUUUCCUUGCGCAUCCGCCCUUUCACGUACUUAUAAUAUAAAAAUUACAUUUUACAUUUGAAGUGGAUUGUAAUCAAUAUCUUGGGUCGCCACUUCCGUACGUAAAAUGAAAUUUAAUAUGUAUGUAUAUUAAGAGUGCAUGUAAUAUAAAUUCACUUUGAAAACUUCAUGGUAC